This is a messenger RNA of Apaloderma vittatum (bar-tailed trogon), 713 nucleotides long. It is a transcript of the gene ARHGEF17, whose product is annotated as Rho guanine nucleotide exchange factor (GEF) 17. Lineage: Eukaryota; Metazoa; Chordata; Aves; Trogoniformes; Trogonidae. The transcript has 6 exons. The record is from RefSeq and is a predicted model, not a curated record. The annotation marks the transcript as partial. Gene Ontology annotation, biological process: actin cytoskeleton organization. Gene Ontology annotation, molecular function: guanyl-nucleotide exchange factor activity.
AAGGCAGUGGGUGGGAAGAAGGACCGCUCCUUCUUCCUCUUCACGGACCUGCUGGUGUGCACCACGUUGAAGCGCAAAUCAGGCUCCCUCCGCCGCAGCUCCAUGAGCCUGUACACGGCAGCCAGCGUGAUCGACACGGCCAGCAAGUACAAACUGCUCUGGAAGCUGCCACUGGAGGAUGUGGACAUCGUCAAAGGUGCCUCUCAAGCCACCAAUCGGGAGAGCAUCCAGAAGAGCAUCUGCCGCCUGGAUGAAGACCUCAGCACGUUGGGGCAAGUCACUAAGCUGUCAGAGACCCUCAGCUUCCCCCACCAGAACCUGGACGAUGUGAUCAAGGACCUGACGGCUGCCAUCCACCGGGAGCUGGCGGAGAAGCAAUCCCUGUCCUUCAGCAUGGCCUUCCCCCCAAAUAAGGUGGAGCUCAGCACUACCAAAGCCGACGGCACCGAGUCCUUCAUCUUUGAGUUCCCCAACCCCGAUGCCCGGCUCGGAUUUGAGCAAGCCUUUGAGGACGCCAAGAAAAAGCUGGCUUCCAGCAAGAACUGCCUGGACCCGGAGUUCCUCAAGGCCAUCCCCAUCAUGAAGACACGCAGCGGGAUGCAGUUUUCUUGUGCUUCUCCAAGCCACGGCAGUCCGGAAAGCUCCCACGAGGUUUGGGUUUGCAACAGCGACGGUUACGUGGGGCAGGUUUGUUUGCUCAGCAUCCGUAAGGA